GGAAGCGCGGCGGCUUCAGGAGCAGCAGCAGCGGGCGGCUGUCUGACUGGGAAUUGGAACACUGUGCGAUGGGAGUAAAGGGCUUGCAGAGCUUUGUGGAGGGCUGCGUCCCUGGUGCGUGCGAGCCAGUUCGCCUUGCCGACCUCGCCGAGAGCUUCAAGAUAAAGCAUCCGGGAGAAACGCCUUGUCUGGUUGUGGAUGCUCCCUGCUGCAUACGGUUCUGGUACACUCCCCAGCGCUGGGUGCAGGGUGGCCAGUGGAAGGAGUACCUGGAGAGCCUGAAUAACUUCUUACGCCGUCUGGCGGACAUCGGACUGCACCUCGUAUUCUUCUUCGAUGGGUCAACGCAACAACCCAAGCGGCAGGAGUGGGCUCGCCGCAGACACCAGAAUAGCCGCGAAAUAUCAUGCAUAUUCAGGCACAUCCAGGAGACAGGGCAGCAGCCCCUCGACAACAUGUCUGUCAUCCCGUCCAGUCUUUGCAGCUUUACAAGGUCUGCCCUUCAGGCCCUGGGAGCUGAGGUUAUCCGCACGACACGGGAGGCUGAUUACGAAGUGGCCGAGUUUGCACGAAGUAAAAACUGCAUAGGGAUCUUAGGCCAAGACACAGACUAUCUGGUCUACGAUACGGUACCAUACCUGUCCAUCAACAGUCUAGACCUGGAGACUCUCACUACCGUAAUGUACGUGCGAGGGCGGUUAUGUGAGCACCUCCGCAUUCGCAUCUCUGACAUGCCGGUACUAGCCUGCCUCAUGGGUAAUGAUGUUGUAGAUCAAAAAAGAGGAGCCGGCUUUAGAAGACGCUGUGCAGCUCCGGGUGAGCCUCCUGUGGCGGCCGUGGCGCGAUACCUCCGCAAGGUUCCAGCGUCCCCGGCCUCUCUCGAGCAACUCGAGCGUGAGCUGUUUGGUGGCGAGGCUUGUGGGCAACUGCAAGCCGUUGUGGCAGACUACACCUUGGCAGGACUUAGUUCUCCUUGGCUACCUGCCAAUAUCCAGGCAAGUCUGGGACAUGGCACUGCCUCAUCUAUGGAUGGAGGCUGUAAGGCGUCACUCUGCACCGAUGUGGAGUUUCUGCAGUUGGCCCAACAGCAGGGUCACCAACUUUACAAGUUGCUGGUCUUGGGAGAGUUGGAUGUGAGCAACAGCCUGGAGGACCCAGCUGGGACAGGCCUUCCCCCCGCCGGACUCCUCUACCGGCCUGUACGCCAGCACAUCUAUGGCCUGCUACUGGGGAUCAAACCUGUGGAUGGAGAAGUUCGGCAAGUGAAGGAAUGGAUAGUGUAUCCAGGGAAUGACCUCAGGGAACCGGAGCUCAUCGCCCCUCUGCCUCUGGAUAUGCCAGGGGGAGCGCUGGAGGCACGCUCGCUGUGGCAGCCCGCGCAGCAGGAUGCGGCGCGUGUGGCGGAGUGGCGGCUGCAGACCUUCCUGGCAUGCUUCGGCCUAUCGGGACAUCAAUCGGCCAUGGUUGCCCUGGAGUCAGGGCACACUGCUCUCUGCUGCUUGCUGGGGUACAUGGUAACGCAGAUCGAUACGUUCUACCUGGAGGAUGUAAAAGCAUUGCUCGCCCAAGCCCUGUGCCUCAAAGAAAUGGAUGCCCAGAGCCUUGCUCGUUUACCGGAAGUCGUGGUGGAUGCCCGUGCCGUGCACCUGGGCGCCCUGGCAGUGCGUGGCCUGCACACGAUGCUCACCGUGAACUCUGCGAGCGGGAAGCCCCUGCCCAAGUCGUGCAUCAUGCCUUGGGAGCUGUUUGACGGCCACCUGUUCCAGCACAAGUACCAACAGGCACACCAAGGUGCUCCCUCCCUCGACCUGCUGGACGGACAGGGAGAUCUACACUCUGUGUUUGAAGAUUUGUUGAAGGUUAUAACAUCUAUCUCCUCGCUCAAAUCUGCAGACGGCCGGUUGAAGACUCGUGAGCACGUGAGCCAUGACCGACCGAGAGGAUUGAACACGAGACCUCGUGCCCAGGCUCAUCGGGGCUCGAGAGAACGUGGUGGUUUGAUGGGCAGUGGUCGACAGGAUUUGAGGAGUGGAGUGAGGGGAGGUGGCCACGGUCCUGUUGAGGUGGAGGCCACUCUCGACUCCGGCUUCAACAUCAUGGCAGAGUACUUCUGA
Molecule: messenger RNA, 2114 nt
Organism: Lethenteron reissneri (Far Eastern brook lamprey)
Lineage: Eukaryota; Metazoa; Chordata; Hyperoartia; Petromyzontiformes; Petromyzontidae
Gene: FAM120B
Product: family with sequence similarity 120 member B
Cellular component (GO): nucleus
Source: RefSeq, a predicted model, not a curated record